This is a messenger RNA of Lotus japonicus, 848 nucleotides long. Its product is annotated as CASP-like protein 1B1. The record is from RefSeq and is a predicted model, not a curated record. The transcript is spliced from 3 exons. The coding region runs from base 73 to 672 and encodes 199 amino acids. Lineage: Eukaryota; Viridiplantae; Streptophyta; Magnoliopsida; Fabales; Fabaceae.
CACCAAGUAAUUAAGUGCAUCAUAAUUACCAUAAUCACUUUUACACUUAUGUGAUUAAGUGCUUGCACAAUAAUGGCUUCAGGAAAUGAAGAAGAGCUUGGUUUCAAUGCAGUUCCAGAUGAGACAAAGCCAAAGCAUCAUGACUGGGUCCUUCUGUCCCUCAGGGUGGUUGCAUUUUUGGCCACUGCAUCUGCCACACUUGUGAUGGCAUUCAACAAACAGACCAAAACUUUGGUGGUUGGCACAAAUGGUAACACCCCCAUAACAGCUACUCUCAGUGCAAAGUACAAUCAAACUCCAGCGUUUGUGUUCUUUGUGAUGGCCAAUGGAAAUGCCAGUCUCCAUAACUUGGUGAUGAUAGCAUUGGAUCUAUUAGGACCCCAAUAUGAUUACAAAGGACUCAGGCUUGCAUUGAUUGCAAUAUUAGAUAUGAUGACCAUGGCUCUGGCAUCAGCUGGAGAUGGAGCAGCAACAUUCAUGUCAGAAUUGGGAAGAAAUGGGAAUUCACAUGCAAGGUGGGAUAAGAUCUGUGACAAAUUUGGAAGCUAUUGCGACCGGGGUGGUGCUGCCCUCAUUGUCUCUUUCAUUGGCUUCAUUCUCCUUUUCAUUAUUACAGUGAUGUCCAUUGUCAAGCUGCUCAAGCCACAUCGCAUUAACCAUGCUUCUCCAUAAACAGACAUCAUUAUACAAAUAGUGCUCUGUUUUUUCUUGGUCAUGCUAUUCUCUGUGUUGACUUUCCUGUUUGAGUGUCAGUGUUUGAUGUAGGUAACUAAUUAGUUGUACCAGAAACCAGAAACACAAAUAAAGAUAUGGAUUAUAUAUAUUAUAUAGGUGACUUCUAUGGUGAA